Molecule: messenger RNA, 2184 nt
Organism: Lodderomyces parapsilosis
Lineage: Eukaryota; Fungi; Ascomycota; Pichiomycetes; Serinales; Debaryomycetaceae
Gene: CDC46
Product: MCM DNA helicase complex subunit
Exons: 1
Coding region: 1-2184 (727 amino acids)
Biological process (GO): double-strand break repair via break-induced replication; DNA replication; DNA replication initiation
Cellular component (GO): nucleus; MCM complex
Molecular function (GO): 3'-5' DNA helicase activity; ATP binding; DNA replication origin binding
Source: RefSeq, a predicted model, not a curated record
AUGUCAUUUGAACGUCCAAGCGUGUACUCAGCGCCAGUCUUGCAAGGUGAAAGUCCAAGUGAUGACUCUUUCAACCAGAUUACCAAAGCGUUUCGUAAAUUUAUAUUAGAAUUUAGGUUAGAUUCACAAUUCAUUUACAGAGAUCAAUUACGUGAAAACUUGUUGAUCAACAACUACUUUCUCAAAGUGGAUAGUGAACACCUUAUUGGAUUUAAUGAAGAGUUGAACAAAAAAUUAACGGAUGACCCGUCUGAAAUGAUUCCACUUUUUGAGGUUGCCAUAACUGAUAUUGCUAAGAGAAUAGCCUACUUGUCAAAAGAUGAAAUUCCAACCAAUUUUCCAACUUGCCAAUUAAUCUUGUAUUCACAAGCCAACAAAGUCUCAAUAAGACACUUGGACUCUGAACACAUUUCUAAAAUUGUUAGAGUGAGUGGUAUCGUUAUUUCUGCCUCCGUUUUGUCAUCAAGAGCUACUGAAGUGCAAUUGAUUUGUCGUCAAUGUAAGCACACCAUGCAGUUGAAGGUCAAGUCUGGUUUUGGUCCUAUCCAGUUGCCUAAAUGCCAGAGCCCUCACAAUAUAGACCCCAAUUCAACUCAAGAAAAAUGCCCCCAGGAUUCAUAUGUUAUCGACCACGAUAAAUCUCAUUUUGUUGAUCAACAAGUACUAAAGUUACAAGAAUGUCCCGACAUGGUUCCUGUAGGUGAAAUGCCGCGUCACAUUUUGUUGCAAAGUGAUAGGUACUUGACUAAUCAGGUUGUACCAGGUACAAGAGUAACUGUUGUUGGUAUAUACUCAAUUUUUCAAUCCAAACAAAGAGCAGGUAAUAGCAGCGCUAGCAAUGUUGCCAUACGUAAUCCUUAUUUGAAAGUCCUCGGAAUCCAAACAGAUAUUGACAAUGGUGCUAAUGGGCAAGGUAUCACCUUUAGUGAAGAAGAGGAAGAAGAGUUUUUAAAAUUGUCAAGAAUGUCAAACUUGUACGAGGUAUUUGCCAAUUCGAUUGCCCCUUCAAUUUACGGGAACCUGGAUAUCAAAAAGGCAAUCACGUGUCUCUUGAUGGGUGGGUCCAAAAAGAUUCUUCCAGAUGGAAUGAGGUUGAGAGGAGAUAUCAAUGUCUUGUUGUUGGGUGAUCCGGGUACAGCUAAAUCUCAAUUGUUGAAAUUUGUUGAAAAAAUUGCCCCCAUUUCGGUGUAUACCUCCGGUAAAGGUUCAUCUGCCGCUGGUUUAACUGCUUCUGUGCAAAGGGAUCCUCAAACUAGGGAUUUCUACUUGGAAGGAGGUGCUAUGGUGUUGGCUGAUGGUGGGGUUGUGUGUAUCGAUGAGUUUGAUAAAAUGAGAGAUGAAGAUAGAGUGGCCAUUCACGAAGCCAUGGAACAGCAAACGAUUUCUAUUGCCAAGGCUGGUAUUACAACAAUCUUGAACUCUCGAACAUCAGUCUUGGCUGCCGCUAAUCCAGUAUUUGGAAGAUAUGACGAAUUCAAAUCACCUGGAGAAAACAUUGAUUUUCAAACGACCAUCUUGUCGAGAUUUGAUAUGAUCUUCAUUGUCAAAGACGAUCACAACGAGAGUAGAGAUCUUUCCAUAGCUCAUCAUGUUAUGGAUGUUCAUGCUGGUGGCAAAACACAAGAAUUGCAACAAGAAGGUGAGAUUCCAGUGGAGACAAUGAAGAGGUAUAUUCAAUACGUCAAAUUGAGGUGUGCGCCACGUUUAACCGCUGAAGCUUCCGAGAGGUUAUCGUCUCACUUUGUAUCCAUCAGAAGAAGAUUACAAAUCAAUGAAAAAGAAAUGAAUGAAAGAUCGUCAAUUCCUAUCACCGUUCGUCAAUUGGAAGCUAUCAUUCGUAUAACAGAAUCCUUGGCCAAAUUGAGAUUGAGUCCAGUAGCCACUGAAGAACACGUUGAAGAAGCUAUUAGGUUGUUUACUGCGUCUACUAUGGAUGCUGUUGAUCAAGGCUUUGGAAACAGCGCUGAUGCUAAUUUGAAUGCCGAAAUCAAAAAGGUCGAGCAAGAAUUGAGAAGAAGGUUACCGAUUGGAUGGUCUACUGCUUAUAGAACUUUGAGAAAGGAGUUUGUCGAUUCAGGUAAAGCUAGCAGCUCGGCAUUGGAAAAGGCUUUGUAUAUUAUGGAGAGACAUGAAGUUAUCAAGUUUAGACACCAAGGUCAAAAUAUACUCAGAGUCGGUGUUUAG